AUUAAGGUUAUUUAUUAUACUUUUUUAUUGUAUUUAUAGAUUAUGCUUUAAGUGAAUAGUUUUUGUUUUGACCGACGGCGUCAUACUUGUUUAAUUUUCGUUCCAACAAUUAGGCUUGAUACUUAACAUUCUAAUAAUUUAGAAGGGACAAUGAAGCAAAUUGUAACAAAUCAAUCUGUGAAGAUUCCAGAAGGCCUUACGGUCACUGUGUCAUCGAGACAGGUCACUGUCAAGGGGCCCAGAGGAGUAUUAAAACGCUCCUUCAAACAUUUAGCAGUUGAUAUUCGUAUGGUCAAUCCUAGAUUAUUGAAAGUUGAGAAAUGGUUUGGAUCAAAAAAAGCUAUUGCUGCAGUUAGGACUGUUUGCUCUCACAUCGAAAACAUGUUGAAAGGUGUAACCAAAGGUUAUCAAUACAAAAUGCGUGCCGUAUAUGCUCACUUUCCCAUUAAUUGUGUGACCACGGAAAACAACACAGUUAUCGAAAUCCGUAAUUUCUUGGGAGAGAAAUACAUCAGACGGGUAAAGAUGGCCCCUGGUGUUACAGUGAUGAACUCCCCCAAACAAAAGGACGAGCUGAUCUUGGAAGGAAACUCCUUGGAAGAUGUAUCUAAAUCAGCUGCAUUAAUCCAACAGUCGACCACUGUUAAAAACAAGGAUAUCAGAAAGUUCUUGGAUGGUCUUUAUGUAUCUGAAAAAACUACAGUUGUUCAAGAUGAAAUAUAAUAAAUUACUUCUAUCCUUGUA
This is a messenger RNA of Ctenocephalides felis (cat flea), 744 nucleotides long. Its product is annotated as 60S ribosomal protein L9. NCBI's taxonomy places the organism in Eukaryota, Metazoa, Arthropoda, Insecta, Siphonaptera, Pulicidae. The transcript has 3 exons. Gene Ontology annotation, biological process: cytoplasmic translation. Gene Ontology annotation, cellular component: ribosome; cytosolic large ribosomal subunit. The record is from RefSeq and is a predicted model, not a curated record. Bases 151 to 723 code for a protein of 190 amino acids. Gene Ontology annotation, molecular function: rRNA binding; structural constituent of ribosome.